This is a messenger RNA of Aspergillus costaricaensis CBS 115574, 903 nucleotides long. RefSeq lists its product as uncharacterized. The coding region runs from base 1 to 903 and encodes 300 amino acids. The record is from RefSeq and is a predicted model, not a curated record. Lineage: Eukaryota; Fungi; Ascomycota; Eurotiomycetes; Eurotiales; Aspergillaceae. The transcript is spliced from 3 exons.
AUGUUCAUAAGCAGGGUACCAACCCGCGCCUUACCAGAAAAGGAGAUUUUCUCAGUCUUGCUAAAAGAGGAAGGUAAGCUCAGUCUCGCCAAGAAAUACGGCCAACUUGCCAAGAAUUCCCUCUUUGAGAUUCUGCUGCCCGCUACCGCCCGCCAUUACCGUCUCGUUACCCGAGACCCUCCACAAUCUGUGCUACUUUGGCUUGGUCACGAGGAUCAAGUCUGUAUUACAAAUCUUUCGUACAGACGAGAAAUGGUUUUCGGUCGCUACCGCCUGGAACCAACCCCUAAACUGUCCCAACCGCCCACUGUUGUGCCGGUCGGGUCCUCUUCUCAUCCAUCAGGGUCUUCGGACAAAAAGAAGCAUUCCCAGAAGAUACACUGUCGAUGGAUUUUUCUUACCUACUUCAGAUCUUCGUUGGAGCAGGAGGAUGAUUUUGUGAAUGGGUUUCGAGCGAUGUUGGAGCGAAGAUCCCUUGCUUCUUCUACGUUUUAUGGAUGUCGUGAGGAGCAUGCGGAGAGCGGCGUUCUCUAUCAUGUCCUUCUACACCUUGAGAAGCAAGUUAAUUGGAAAGUCAGCAGUGCUCACAGUUACCUCCUGGUUUCAGAUAACCCACAUGAGUCUAUUAACAUAGUCACUCGUCACCCUAGAGUAAUAUACCAAGACUUCAUCUACAGCCAUGUUGAAUACUGCGAGCAGAUCGCACUCGAUGAUUGUUUUGGCAUACGUCCAAGUAUUUCUGCAGCACAGGAUGCCAGGUACAAGCGGAAGUGGGUGGAAGUCGACCAGCAGCCGACAAAAACUGCCAAGCGGGCUAAAAUAAUCGAACGUCUUCAUAAAUAUGACAGGCAUUUCGACAGGAUAAAUCCUGCUCUUGAUCAUGUUCAUCCCGAGGAGGAUUGA